UUCGGCCAUCGGCGCUCCGCGAGCGGCUCUGCGGCCUGCGCUGCGUGCGGGCGGGCGGGACGCGCCGGGCGCCAUCGAGCGGGGAGCGGAGCGGUGCCGCCGAGAAUGGACAUCAGGCCGAACCACACCAUCUACAUCAACAACAUCAAUGACAAGAUCAAGAAGGAAGAGCUGAAGAGGUCCCUGUACGCGUUGUUCUCACAGUUUGGUCAUGUGGUCGACAUUGUGGCUUUAAAGACCAUGAAGAUGAGAGGACAGGCAUUUGUUAUAUUUAAAGAACUUGGAUCAUCCACCAAUGCCUUGAGACAGCUACAAGGCUUUCCAUUUUAUGGGAAACCAAUGCGUAUUCAGUAUGCAAAAACAGACUCUGAUAUCAUCUCUAAAAUGCGUGGGACUUUUGCUGAUAAGGAAAAGAGAAAGGAAAAGAAGAAAGCCAAAACUCUGGAACAGUCAGCAAAUGCAGCAAAUAAAAAGGUUAUCCAGGGAGCAACACAGAAUUCAGCCAGUGCCCCAGGGACUACACCACAGAAUCAGGUGCCUGAUAACCCACCAAACUAUAUCCUUUUCCUUAAUAAUUUGCCUGAGGAAACAAAUGAGAUGAUGCUGUCCAUGUUAUUUAAUCAGUUUCCUGGAUUCAAAGAAGUACGCUUAGUGCCGGGGCGCCAUGACAUCGCAUUCGUGGAGUUUGAAAACGAGAACCAAGCAGGGGCUGCUCGAGACGCUCUCCAGGGAUUCAAGAUCACUCCAUCUCAUGCCAUGAAAAUCACCUAUGCAAAGAAAUAACUAUAUGCUCCUGUAAAGGAGUUCUGUGGAGAGUUUUGUUUGUUUUUUUUAAAAAAACAUUGCUACUCUGGUCAGUCAGCAUGCUUGCUAUUCUCUGCAGAAAAAAAAGACUCAAAUAGAAUUGCCACAAUGACCAGGGGACAUGUAAAAUUUCCACACAUCACCCAGAUAACGAUUUUUUCUGUUGAAAUACUAAUUUUUAUAAAAUAAAAUAUAAUUAUGCUGUUUUCGA
This is a messenger RNA of Taeniopygia guttata (zebra finch), 1015 nucleotides long. The record is from RefSeq and is a predicted model, not a curated record. NCBI's taxonomy places the organism in Eukaryota, Metazoa, Chordata, Aves, Passeriformes, Estrildidae.